Molecule: messenger RNA, 2563 nt
Organism: Bursaphelenchus xylophilus (pine wood nematode)
Lineage: Eukaryota; Metazoa; Nematoda; Chromadorea; Rhabditida; Aphelenchoididae
Source: the annotation of a GenBank genome assembly
AUGCUGGCGGUGGAAGAGCUAUUUCAGCGGUUGGCCCAAGGAUCUACCUGGGAUCAUGUGACGUGGAUGAUCAGUUCGUUGUUCGCUUUCUCGUUUCUUCAUCAUGUUUUUGUCUCCAGGUUCACCUUCAAGUCAUCUCUGUAAGUUUUUUGGUAUUGUUAUUCUUCCUUCAUAUCAAGUUAGACGAGAAUGUGAUUUCCAGGUCGAAAGUGGUCCUCUUUUUAUUCGAAGUGUUCUUCAUUUGUCUUUGUCCAGCCUUGGUUCACACUUUUUGGUCCAAUCACAUUCCCCAAGCCACUUGUGGAGCAGUUGUUGCCGGGCUGUUGUUGUUGUUAAUCCCGCCCAAAUGUGAUCCUGGCAGCGUGAAGACGCCUUCUCAGGAUAUCAAGUAGGUUUUUAAUUUCAUUAUUAUUUUGUUGUUUUGCUGUAGACAUGAAUUGUUUUAAUAUUCCACUUCUUCCUCAACUAAAGCAUGCUAUUUUCAGGAAUGUGGUGCUCAUGACGACUUGUAUGGUGAUCACUGCAGUGGAUUGUCGUCUGAUCUUCGACGUUCGCUUCACCAAGACCGUCCAAUAUGGUUGGUCGGCAAUGGAUGUGGGCACUGGGCUAUUUGUCGCCCUCCGUGCUCUUCAUGAUGCCCGUCCCUUCAAACCUCAGCACUUCAGCAAAAAGUUGAUUGGAAAUACCCCAAACUUCUUGAUCUUUGGUGCUCUCGGAGUUGGAAGGAGCUUGUUUAUCGCGAUUUCCGGGUAUUAUCAGGACAUUAUGGAGUAUGGGAAACACUGGAACUUCUUCCUCACUUUGUUGUGCAUUGAGGUUGGCAUUUUCUUGUCCGAAGAAAUUUGAUUUUGAUUUUUUGCUGAAUCAUGAAGCUUAUUUUAGGCGGUGAUAUACUUCGACAAGCAGUAUUUUAUUCCGUGGACCAAACGCUUGACGAGGUUUGAGAUCCCUAACGUUUCCUUCUUCAUCGGCACCGCUUAUGUCGUGUUUCUCAUUGUUGAUCCAUCAUUUGAAACGUAUUUAUUGGGUAGAGAACCGGAAAGAUCUGGUGGUAUCUUUGAUCAGAACAGAGAGGGUUUCUGUUCUAUUUUUGGGUAUCUUUUCAUCUACGGAGUUCUUCUGGAACAUAACAAAAGAGUGGUGUAAGUUACCCUUUUUACAAUUUUUGGUUGAUGGUAAUUUUGAAAGAAGAUUUUGUUGCGCUUUAUGGGGUUUUGUUUUUAGACCAUCUGAUUUGUGGAGAUACGAAUCUGUGGCCUAUAGCACUACUACGGUGUUCAAGAAUCUACUCAAGAAUUCCAUUCAUCCGCUCGCCUAUCUCCUUCUUCUCUAUAUCGCCGUCUACCACUAUGAUCUCCAGCCAUCAAGAAGAGCCGCCAAUUUGACUUAUGGCCUCUGGAUGGUAAGUGCAACAUAAUUUUAACCUUUUUUGUUUUUAAUUUUCUAGAUGUCGAUUGCUUUCCAAGGAGGCGCACUCAGUCUGUUUUAUCAUCAGUUAACCGCCAGACCGGAGUAAGUAAUUAUUUACUAUGUUAUACUUGACAUUUUUAAUAGUUUUUCGGAUAUUAUUUUUGAUGUUUACAGUAUCAUCUCAACGCGACCUCAGCCCUUGCUUGUUCACACGGCUAUUGCACACAAUGGAGCGGCUGUUUUCUUGGUCGCAAACCUCCUGACCGGUCUAUCCAAUUAUCUUCGAGAUCCGCUUGAACUUUACACAGAAGCAAAGGAGUUUGGAUGUCUGUGCGUUUACUCCGUUCUCCUGUGUCUCUUCGCGUACCUGUUGGAAUACGGUAAAAAGCACAAGACUGUCGAACACAAAAAGGUGUUGUUUGUUUUCAGUUCUUGCAAUGAUUUCUUGUGUAUUAUCAGUUUUGGUGGCAUUGAGAUGUAAAUAGUUGAGUGAAAUGCGGUUUUAGGGUUUGCAAGUUUUACAAUGAUUUAUUUCAGCACGGCAAACUGGUAUCAUCUAACUUUGAAGAGAUCCUGGGAUAUGAUCACAAAGGACUGCUGUAUGACGAUGAAGAAGUAAGUUGUUACAGAUGUUUUUUCAUUGUCUUUAGGAACCCUCUACCAAAUCCUCAAGUCCCAAAACUCCAUUCCGGCGGAGCUCAGUUCCAUCUUCCGAAGCUAGGAAGCGCAUGACCCACAGGGAUUUGAGUGUGUUGAGAACCACCUUGAAAGAAACCUUUACUGCUCCGGCAAACUCAAGUAGAAGUGAAAGAGACCAGCAGAAAAGGUGAGCAUACGGUAUACAACGAUGUUGGAAGUAUAAAGCGGUAAACUGAAUUUUUACAGCGGAGAAUCCACUCCAACUGGCCGCCCCACCGAGUCCUUGGAAGCUGAAGAAAAGGGCUUUUCGUUCAAAGGAGUAGAUGACAAUGAUUUUUAUACCCCUAGACCUGUUACCAGAUCCAUGAGCAAAAGCCCGAGCAGAUCUCUGGAGAUCAGUCCACCAAAAUCCAACGCUCCGGUCAAGAAAACCCCAGCCGUGCCUUCCAAAAUCCCUGCACCAGCCAUUCGAAGAUCUUCCAGAACCCCCAAACCCAAGACCAAAAUGGAUUAA